AUAUGUCUUUUUAUCGUUUUCCGAAUGGCUGGCUGCAUCUUCAACAAGUCGCUGUUGUUUCGUUUUCAGUUCAGGGUUUCUUGCCUUUGUGUUCCGUCAACUUGAGGUUCAGUAAUGGCUGAAACGUGAUUUUCAAACGGUCGGUGGAAAUUAUGACCAUCAACCUCUGGUCGUCGGAGAAGAAGGAAGAUAAGGGAGGAGGAAUCGAGGUAAAAAGAAAACGAACUGCGUUGGGGAGUUUUCUCCCACUGCUGGUCUUAUUGAAGUCCGGGCUGGUGAAGGUGAAAGAAUAUUAGGGUUCGAGUUGGUUUAUAUGGGGAUUUUGUGACGCCUUUCCCGUUUUUUAUCAAUUGCUGGAGUAUAUAGUGAGAGAUAGAGAACGCUUGCAGGUUAAGAAGCUGUUGUAGAAGUUAGAGGAAGGGAACAGUGUAUCGAUAGAAUGGGAGCAACGUUUAGCUGCUUUAUUGCACCAAAAUCAUCUCAAACAAAGAAGAAUUCAAGUGAAUCCACCAUUGGAAAUUUUGGCACACUAUCCCAGUCACUAAACAGCAUCCGCAUGUUUAGUUAUAAUGAGAUGAUUUCAGCAACAAGGAGUUUUCAUCCAACAAAUAGAAUAGGGCGUGGUGGAUUUGGAAUUGUGUAUAAAGGUUUAUUAAAGGAUGGAACCCAAAUAGCAAUAAAAUCACUUUCCACUGAAUCAAAACAAGGAAUCCAUGAGUUUUUGACUGAAAUUGACAUGGUAUCAAAUAUUAGGCAUCCAAAUCUUGUUCGAUUGAUUGGUUGUUGUGUUGAAGGCACUAACCGAAUGCUUGUUUAUGAAUACAUGGAAAAUAAUAGUCUAGCUAGUGCUCUACUUGGCGCUUAUAAUAAACAAAUUGCUUUGGAUUGGGCAAAAAGGGCUGCUAUUUGUCUGGGCACAGCUAAUGGGCUUGCGUUUCUUCAUGAGGAGGCCGAGCCUCACAUUGUCCAUCGUGAUAUCAAGGCUAGUAAUAUUUUACUUGACGAGGAUUUUCUUCCAAAAAUAGGAGACUUUGGUCUAGCAAAGCUUUUUCCUGACACAGUGACUCACAUUAGCACACGGGUGGCUGGGACUAUGGGUUACAUGGCGCCCGAGUACGCUUUACUUGGACAAUUAACCAAAAAAGCAGACAUCUAUAGCUUUGGGGUGCUCAUGCUUGAAAUUAUUAGUGGAAGAAGCAGUGCAAGAUCUGUAUGGGGACUUGACAUGAAGGUUCUAUUGGAAUGGACAUGGGAGCUACGGAAUGAAGAUAGAUUGUUGGAUAUAGUAGAUCCUAAGCUUGCUGAGUACCCCAAAGAUGAAGUUGAGCACUUUAUUAAGGUGGCACUGCUCUGCACGCAAGCAACUUCCCAUCAGAGACCCAAUAUGAAGGAGGUGGUUGUAAUGCUGCAGUCCAUCGAAAUGGAUCUGGAUGUCAAGAGUCUGAAACAGCCAGGUAUCGUCAAAGAUGCAAACCGUUCUUUAGGGAUCCUCGGUAAGCUGAAGAGAUCUCAAUUGCCCAAUCACAGCCAAUCAAAUAGUGCUUCUGACUUGAUAUCUACAGCUGAAGAGGCAGGAGGCAGUACUCCAAUAAGCACAUUUGAACUGCAGCCUAGAUAGGUGAAUCCACAGCCUAGGGAGAAAUUAAUUCAAAUUUCGACCGUUGGAGUCAAAAGGCCAAGGUAUAUGUAGUGCGCUUUGUGGCCAAGCACUCCAAAAGUUAUCAGGUGGUGUAUUUUAGGUUUAGUUAGCAAAAUACUAGAUAGUUUGUAGUGGAUAUUGAUGAAUUUAAUAUUAGGCAUGAAAAAUACAGGUUAUU
Molecule: messenger RNA, 1817 nt
Organism: Phalaenopsis equestris
Lineage: Eukaryota; Viridiplantae; Streptophyta; Magnoliopsida; Asparagales; Orchidaceae
Product: putative serine/threonine-protein kinase
Exons: 7
Coding region: 440-1618 (392 amino acids)
Biological process (GO): protein phosphorylation
Molecular function (GO): ATP binding; protein kinase activity
Source: RefSeq, a predicted model, not a curated record